UACAAAAUAAAAUAUUAAUAAACCGAACUCCCUAAUUUUCUAUUGCAAAAAACCGAGAAUAAAAGGCAAGGCGAAGGAAGAAAUAGAAACCGCCAUUGAAGCCGAGAGGAAGGUCCGAAAUGGAGAAAUCCGCGAUCAGGUCCGCAACAGAGCAACUCUCACAACUCCUCCUCAUCAAACCAGAACCUGAAGAUCAGAGAAUCAACAACGACGGCGAAGAUGCUGCAACGACCGCCAUUAACAUCGUCAUCCCUGUCCAACCUUUCAUUUCUCUCUGCAAUUCGCUCAUUCACGUUCUCGAUAAAAUCGGGCCGACAAUGGCGGUUCUGAGGCAAGAAAUUCGUCAGAACAUUGAGCGGCUUGAAAUGGCGGAAGAAUGGGGGGAUUUGGUUGAGAUUCUGAAGAAAGAGGGGAGGGAAGGGAGGGCGAGGACGGAAAGCAGUUGUAGCAGAGCGUUUCUUUGGCUGAUUAGAUCUCUCGAUUUCACAUUGGCCCUAUUGGAGAAGAUAACAAGUAACGAGGCUGGGAUGAACAUGGAGCGAGCAGUCGAGGAAUCCUACAACCGAACUUUGAAGGCAUGGCAUGGUUGGAUUUCGUCCGCUGCUUACAAGAUAGCUCUAAAACUAGUGCCUGAUACACCAACCUUCAUCAACAUAAUCAUGGAAGAUCACCAAAACUACCACACCCUCCUCCAUGACAUCCACACUUUGAUUCCUUUGCUCUCCACUUUUCUCGAACAAGCUCACUCCAUUCUGAGAUUGUAUAACUUGAAUCGGAUUAAGUCGAAAUAGCUACUGAAGACAAGGAGGAGAUCAGAGCCGUGUGUUGCCUUUGUAAAUUAUAUUUCAUUUAUUUGUAUUCCUAUCUUUUACUUGUUCCAUCUUUGGAGAAUCCAUAUCAGAACGGUCCAUUGUGUUCUUGCAUUUGUUACUUUCCAUGCUUUAAUGAUCUUGUUCAAUGUCGUCUUGUGUUCAUGGCAACCAUUGCGGAUGGACUAGCUGACCAUUUAAAGUAGAUUUAGUCCAUUUUUGUUGCUUGUCACACCUUUGCAUUGUAGCCUCUCCUCCUCCCCCAUUCUCUUUCUACCGAUCGUCGACCUUCAACGUUUUCCUCACUUUGUGUUCGUCCUAUGAUCGUCUUAUAGAGCCACACACUUCAGUCCAAUUUUUGGACUAACAAUUUGCUUCUAAGCAAGACCUUGUUCGAGAUUCUUUACUCUGAAUAAUUCCCGCAUCUAUAAAAAAUGUAACUUUUACUUUGUGCUUGAUGAUGUCCCCUUCACUACUUUUCUUCAACUUAAAUACCCAGUUUGUGAUGGAGUGGGAAGUCGGUGAGUGCCCAUGUCUUGUUCUUAUUGAUGGCAUCAAGCUCCUUUUGCAUGAUCUCCUGCCACGAUAUCUCAGUUGGUACCUCACGGUAAGUUGUCGGAUCUUCGGCAACAAGCAACACCAACUCUUUAGGAUCUAGCUCUUCUUCAAGAGUAUCUACAUAAAUUUUAGUGAAAGAACGAAAUUUCUUUAGUCUACUAUUUGUUGUGAAUCCUCCUUUGCUCUCACUUGAACUCCUUUUU
Molecule: messenger RNA, 1570 nt
Organism: Cucurbita maxima (winter squash)
Lineage: Eukaryota; Viridiplantae; Streptophyta; Magnoliopsida; Cucurbitales; Cucurbitaceae
Product: glycolipid transfer protein 3-like
Exons: 5
Coding region: 120-791 (223 amino acids)
Biological process (GO): ceramide transport; intermembrane lipid transfer
Cellular component (GO): cytoplasm; membrane; cytosol
Molecular function (GO): ceramide 1-phosphate transfer activity; ceramide 1-phosphate binding
Source: RefSeq, a predicted model, not a curated record